CCCCACUUCUCAGUACCUACCGACCUACCUACCCAUCUUUGUUUCCUGCCAUUUACUAAACAGAGAGAAACGCAAACUCUCAUUGACUCUACCAUCUCGUUUGCGAAACCUUCAAGAUUCUCUUCUCUGCCACCAUAUCCCUUUGAAAAAGCAAUCAAAAUGUCAUCUUCGAUCAAGCAACCCAAUGUCAUCACUUGCAAAGCUGCGGUGGCAUGGGGAGCUGGGGAGGCAUUGGUGAUGCAGGAAGUGGAAGUGAGUCCUCCACACCCUCAAGAGAUCAGAAUCAAAGUGGUCACUACCUCUCUCUGCCGCAGUGACCUCUCUGCUUUGGAUUCUCAUGCUAUAUUUCCUCGGAUAUUUGGCCAUGAAGCAUCAGGGAUUGUUGAGAGUAUUGGGGAGGGAGUGACUGAAUUUGAAGAGGGCGACCAUGUGCUCACAGUGUUCACUGGAGAAUGCAAGACAUGUAGACAGUGCAUGUCUGGAAAAAGCAACAUGUGCCAAGUAUUGGGGUUGGAAAGGCGAGGUGUAAUGCAUAGUGACCAAGGAACACGCUUCUCAAUCAAUGGGAAACCAGUUUAUCAUUAUUGUGCAGUUUCAAGUUUCAGUGAAUAUACAGUGGUGCACACUGGAUGUGCUGUUAAAGUUAGCUCCGCUGCACCUCUGGAAAAAAUAUGCCUUCUUAGUUGUGGUCUGGCUGCCGGUUUGGGAGCAGCUUGGAAUGUUGCUGAUAUAUCUAAAGGAUCAACUGUAGUGAUUUUUGGUCUUGGGACUGUAGGCCUUUCUGUUGCGCAAGGUGCUAGAAUUAGAGGGGCAUCUCAAAUAAUUGGUGUUGACACUAACCCUGAAAAAUGUGACAAGGCAAAGGAUUUUGGAAUAACUGAGUUUAUCAACCCAAAUGACUGCAACGAACCUAUUCAACAGGUUAUCAAACGUAUUACUGAUGGAGGGGCAGAUUACUCAUUUGAAUGCAUCGGUGACACUGGAAUGAUUACAACUGCAUUACAAUCUUGCUGUGAUGGAUGGGGAUUAACAGUUACUCUCGGUGUGCCAAAAGUUAAGCCUGAAGUAUCUGCUCAUUAUGGCCUAUUUCUUUCUGGAAGAACAUUGAAGGGCUCUUUAUUUGGAGGUUGGAAACCAAAAUCAGAUCUUCCUUCAUUAGUUGACAUGUAUAUGAAUAAGGAAAUCCAGAUAGAUGAGUUCAUUACACAUAAUCUGCCAUUCGAGGAAAUCAACAAAGCUUUCGAACUCAUGAGAGAAGGGAAGUGUCUACGCUGUGUCAUCCACAUGCCAAAAUAACUCGGCUUCUGGCUGAAGAAGUUUGUUAGAGGGGGUAAGUGGAGCAAAGAUGAGUGUUUAUUCAAGGUUAUGCCUAGUUGCUGGUCAAUGUGAUCAUAUACAUUGGGAUGAUUGUACCUGUGAAGAUUUGUUUGAACUUGAUGAAAUGGUUCAUGCGUUACAGAA
Molecule: messenger RNA, 1461 nt
Organism: Populus nigra (black poplar)
Lineage: Eukaryota; Viridiplantae; Streptophyta; Magnoliopsida; Malpighiales; Salicaceae
Product: alcohol dehydrogenase-like 6
Exons: 10
Coding region: 160-1296 (378 amino acids)
Biological process (GO): formaldehyde catabolic process
Cellular component (GO): cytosol
Molecular function (GO): zinc ion binding; S-(hydroxymethyl)glutathione dehydrogenase [NAD(P)+] activity
Source: RefSeq, a predicted model, not a curated record